AUGUUUUUGACGAGAAGUGAGUACGACCGUGGAGUGUCUACUUUCUCCCCAGAAGGCCGUUUAUUCCAAGUGGAAUACUCUUUGGAGGCCAUUAAGCUUGGUUCGACUGCCAUUGGAAUUUGUACCAGCGAGGGAGUAAUCCUGGGAGUCGAGAAGAGGGUUACAUCAUCUUUGCUCGAGAGCGAUAGUAUUGAGAAGAUCAUGGAGAUCGACCGACACAUUGGAUGUGCGAUGUCUGGCCUGACUGCAGAUGCGCGGUCGAUGAUCGACCAUGCUCGAGUCGCGUCUGUGCAGCACGACUUAUAUUACCACGAGAAAAUAGGCGUUGAAUCGCUGACGCAAUCUGUGUGUGAUCUGGCUUUGCGUUUCGGCGAAGGAGCGUCUGGCGAAAAGAGAUUAAUGUCUAGACCAUUCGGGGUGGCUUUGCUCAUUGCCGGUUACGAUGACGACAAGGGCCCCCAGUUAUACCACGCGGAACCAUCAGGAACGUUCUAUAGAUACGACGCGAAGGCCAUCGGAUCCGGAUCGGAGGGAGCUCAAGCCGAGUUGCAAAAUGAGUAUCACAAAUCGCUGACGCUGGCAGAUGCCGAAGUUCUGGCUCUGAAAGUUCUCAAGCAAGUCAUGGAGGAAAAAUUACACUCUACGAACGCCCAGCUGGCAAGUGUGACAAAAGAUCACGGAUUCCGAAUCUAUGAAGACAAAGAGGUCGCCAAGAUCAUUGAUAUUCUCAAGGAGCAAGAGCAAGCAGAGGAGCAAAUUUAA
Molecule: messenger RNA, 762 nt
Organism: Ogataea angusta
Lineage: Eukaryota; Fungi; Ascomycota; Pichiomycetes; Pichiales; Pichiaceae
Exons: 1
Coding region: 1-762 (253 amino acids)
Biological process (GO): proteasome-mediated ubiquitin-dependent protein catabolic process
Cellular component (GO): proteasome core complex, alpha-subunit complex; nucleus; proteasome core complex
Source: RefSeq, a predicted model, not a curated record